GUUUUCAGUCACAUUUUCCAGUUUGCGUAGCUUCUUCAUCCCAUUGAGAGGAAUUUUGUGCGUGAACAGACGAAGUCACCAUGGGACUGCCAGAGCUACAGACAUGCUGCUUCGUGCUGGACCUCAAGACAGGCAAUAUUGUCAUGGGAUGCAUCAAUGCGUUCCUCUCAUUCGUGUUAUUCGUGAUAAUGAUCGUGGUGGCGUGCACCCUGGAGCCGUUCGAGGAGGAGGCCAAGGAGACCCACGACCCCAGCCUAGAGGCGGAGAUGACGGGGCUGUACGCCAUGUCCAUCAUCCUCGUCCUCAUGUUCCUCACUAAAUUCUUCUUCGACGUGUUUUUCAUAUAUGGGGUUAUAUCGGAGCGCGCGGGCAUCAUCAAGGCGUACUUCGUGAUGUGGUUGGUGUUCUUCCUGCUGUCGAUGUUCACGUUCUUCCUCAACGCGUCCCACUACAGCGCCGGCACCAUCUGCAUGGAGCUCUUCUAUAUCGGUCUCAACAUUUACGCUAUUCUACUCAGCCACAGCUUCUACAAGCUCCUCAAUACUAGAGAAGAAGUCUAGACUUGUUAAAAAUAUAUUAUUUUAUUUUAGGUGAGAUUGGAAUAUUAUAUAGGUAAUAUAAAUUCUAUACAAUUUAGUCAGCAUUUAAUGGUCGCUGACCAAAAAUUAUAAGGUACACGUUGACAAGCAGCUUGGGCAGUAGAAAUCUCCUUCUUGGUGAGAUUUGCUUGCUCGCGAAUAAUGUUUGACACGACUCGUCGCGUCUGGCUAUGAUGGACUCCUUUAGCAUGGCCAUAGUAGAAAUGAGAAAAAAUAGAAACACUGUGGAGAUAAACUAAAGUUUC
Aricia agestis (brown argus) is the source of this 844-nucleotide messenger RNA. RefSeq lists its product as uncharacterized. The transcript is spliced from 5 exons. The coding region runs from base 81 to 560 and encodes 159 amino acids. The record is from RefSeq and is a predicted model, not a curated record. NCBI's taxonomy places the organism in Eukaryota, Metazoa, Arthropoda, Insecta, Lepidoptera, Lycaenidae.